Molecule: messenger RNA, 1605 nt
Organism: Symbiodinium natans
Lineage: Eukaryota; Dinophyceae; Suessiales; Symbiodiniaceae
Source: the annotation of a GenBank genome assembly
AUGGCGGCUUUGGAUGCCAUGGCGUUCCUCAAACGGUUAGCACACACCUCAAUUCAUGUCCUCGCCAUCCAGAUCAUCCUUUUUCUCCUCUCAACUUUCUUCUUCACGGCAUCUAUCAUCACAUUCUUCGAUAACCGGCUUGGCUCGGAUGUUUUCUUUCUUGCAGCAUCCUUGCCAGGUGGAGCACUGGCUAAGCCACUCCGCGUACUCACUUGGAAUGCCGGUCACCUAGGACAGCAGCAGUGGGCCGAGCUUCGCACGUGGCUUCGAACAGCAGCGGACAAAUAUGAUGUAAUAGCCCUGCAGGAGACACACUGGCAGGAAACCACAGAAUUCGACGUGGAGGGCUGGCACUGCGUCAGCUCCGCCAACAAAGGACAGGUGAAGGCUACUAGAACUAAGAAAAAGCAAAACUCAACGGCAGAGGGAACGGAACCGGCACUGCCAGAGGUUCCAGCUCAUGCACUGCAUGAUGACAAGCGUGCCGAUGGAGUGAUGAUCCUUACUGCUCCACACAUUCCAAAAGACACUGUCAGGUGGAGCGAGCAUAAAAAGGGACGAGUCCUCGAAACAGUAUUCCAGUGGAAGGGAGCUCGAGUGCAUGUGGUGUCAGUCUACCAACAUGUAUGGUCCACCUCAAAAACUGCACAGCAAAACAGAGCAGAUAGAUCUACCAACCUUGCUGCUCUGUCCCGAGCCAUUCGAGGGGUACCGCAGAGAGACACACUGAUAGUGUUGGGAGACUUCAACUCGACCCUCACGCCGAGUCCCGGAGUGGUUGGUCCGUGCACUCCAGGACCUCCUCCACAUCGCAAGGCAGAGGACGACUUCUUCCAGCGGUUAGUUCAAGGACAUGGGUUGGUAGCGUUGAACACCUGGUCUUCAGGGAAAGGAUUUACCUUCCAGACGGCAACCACGCAGUCGCAACUAGACUACAUACUAGCACAAGAAAUGAAAGAGUGGGUCGCUGCCCAGCUCCAGCAGCUGGCCUCUCCAGACAUGAAUUCAGCCAAUGAAAUCCUCAUACAGGCUUCAGAGAGAUACUUCCCGCGAGCUCCAAAACCUUCAGCUCCUCCGCUGAAUGCCAUGCAUAGAGCGACUCAAAGAAUGUGGUCACGUCUGACUGCGCUGGAUGAAGACCUAAGAAGUCACUCCCUGACGCAGGCAGACCACGAGGUGUUGGUCAAAGACCUGGCGACUUGGCAUAAGCAGGCAGUAUCAUUGGCAAAGAAGCAAAGAGUAGCCGACUUCACAAAGGAGGUGGAUCACUCAGCCAAUACGGGAGACUCUUACUUGAGCCACAAAACCCUGAAAGCUCUCCGACCCUGGCAACCGCAGCCGAAAACACAGCUGUUGAACCAGGACGGAUACUUAAUGGCAGCCGAGGAGGAACUCCUGCUAAUGAAAGAUCAUGCUAAGGCGGUGUUCCAGAGGCAUGACAGGUUAGAUGUGCUGGUGAAUACACUGCCACAGCUGCAGGCUCCAGCAUUGGCCAAGCACAUAGGCUCCAUAAGGUUCAGCUUCGGCAGCAGCGUGGAAACUGUGCUCAGCCUCGACAGGAGACGUGCUCCAGCAAUACUGCCAGGCACAGAGCCUCAAAGCUGA